AUGUCUGUGCCAUCAAACGUGUCCGACCAGCAGGGCGCCAAUCAUUUUCCGCUCCAAGAAGUCAAAAAGGUUGUGGACGCCAUUACGGAAGGGGUGAUUAGCCAAGAGAAGCUGCUCGGUGAUCUGACCUCCGAUGGCUAUGGGUUCCUACGUGCCGACCAUCCACUCCACAACACCUACCGUCUAAAGCUCGCGACGGCGCUCGCCCCGGCUGAAGACCGAACGGAUGGCUGGUUCUUGAGCUUGAAGGCCCGACGAUGGAGCGUUAGACUGUACGGAAACCAGCUCUGUAAACUCGAGAAGUUCAACCUGAAGGCUGUCGAGGAUUGCCGCCGCUUCACAGACUAUCACCACCUGGCGCUGAAGAAUCCGGCCGGCACUGAGAAAACGUUGGAAGAAGUUCUGAAGGAAAUCGACGACGCAAAUGAGUGGCCAUGGAUGUUUUGCGGCUGCGAGUUUAAGAAGGGCCGUAAACGCAAGAUCAACAACGUUGACCGAAUUUCUGGGCAAAAUCUGGCGAAUCCUAAUGUGCCCGUCGUCGGCCAGCACCACCAGCGAAACUAUCCCGGCGACAACCUCUUCCAAGGAUACUUGCCCCCGCAGCCGCCAACAGUCGACAAUAUGAUGCUGCCCGGGACCUCUGGCACUGUUUGGCAAGGCCGCGCUCAAUACAACAUCGACUACGACACUGCACCGGAUUAUGGCCGCGGGAGCUUCGCGGAUUACGACUCUGGGGACACGGAUGGUAGCGUACAGACCGGACCACACCAACAACAUCAA
This is a messenger RNA of Mesorhabditis spiculigera, 780 nucleotides long. The record is from the annotation of a GenBank genome assembly. Lineage: Eukaryota; Metazoa; Nematoda; Chromadorea; Rhabditida; Rhabditidae.